Ctenocephalides felis (cat flea) is the source of this 1221-nucleotide messenger RNA. Its product is annotated as zinc finger protein 525-like. The transcript has 3 exons. Bases 238 to 1221 code for a protein of 327 amino acids. The record is from RefSeq and is a predicted model, not a curated record. Lineage: Eukaryota; Metazoa; Arthropoda; Insecta; Siphonaptera; Pulicidae.
UUAAUAAUUAAAUGUCAUGAUAAAUAUAUUAAAUAUAAAUUGUAGUAUAAAUAUAACAUUGUACAUUAUAAAGACGUAUUUGUGAUUCAUUGGUAAACAUAAAGAUUUGCAAUAAGGCAAGAGCUUUGAACAAUAGUUGAUUCAUAAAGUAUUUUAAAGAAGGAAUUAUCUUGGCGACAUUAUUCAAAAUACACUUGUGUUAAAUUAAUAACAUACUCAGUGCACAAAUAUCUCAAAAUGUCUGAAGCUGCUAAUGAUCCGAUAAUUAAAAUUGAACCCCAAGAAUAUCCAAUCGAAGACAUUAAACAGGAAAUUGAGGAAGAUUAUGAAUCGUGUUCAGAGGAUGACAAAACAUGUCUAAAGAGAUUUAUGAACUCUAUAGUAAAAAUAGAAGAAGAAGUCCAACAAGAAUUAAUUCAGACUGCUCCUUAUAAAUGUGACAAGUGUAAGGGAUCAUUUACAGAGUUGCAUUAUUUAGAAUACCAUAUAGCGAAUUAUUGUCAUAAGUACAAGACUUCUUCAGAUGCAAAUGCAUUAGAAAUGCAUACAAAAUCUCAUACAGGUGAAAAACAUUUCACAUGUACAAAGUGUGAUAAAGCAUUUACUGAACAAUAUCAUUUACAUCAACACAUUUGUGCUCCUGCAAGAGAACAAAUUUCGCAUUUGAAUGAAUCUGGUAAUCAAAAACAAAAUAUUCCAAAGAGGUCAGGUAAACGUACUCAUGUUUGCCAAAUUUGUGACAAGAAAUAUACAAAACCGUAUAGGUUGAGAAAACAUAUGCUCAUUCACACCGGUGAAUGUCCACAUGUUUGCCAAAUAUGUGAUCGAACAUUCAGUCGUUUGGCUACCUUGAAUCAGCAUCAGCUUAUUCACACUGGUGAACGUCCCCACAUUUGCCAAAUUUGUGACAAGGCAUUCACACUAAUAGGUACCUUGAAUAGACAUAUGCUCACUCACACUAGUGAACGUCCCUAUAGUUGUCAAAUUUGUGAUAAGACAUUCACACAAUUGGGUACCUUGAAUAAACAUAUGCUGAUUCACACUGGUAAACGUCCCCACGUUUGCCAAAUUUGUGAUAAAACAUUCACCCAAUCGUGUAGCUUGAAAAAACAUAUGCUCAUUCACAUUGAAGAGCGCUUCUUCAAAUGCAAAAUCUGCGAUAAGGUAUUCAAACAAUCAAAUUCUCUGAAAAAGCACAUGGUUGCUCAUACCAAUGAGUAA